UCAGCGACCAUGGAGAAACCGAGCGAGGCCGCCGAGAGCGAGGGCUCCCUCCAGCCCAGAGAGCCCAGCCCCACAGGGCCACCCACCUCGGACCAGGACAUGGUGGAGACGAUGCCCGUUCUGCCCUCCAACCCCCUCCCCAUCUCUGCCACACUUUGGAUCCUGGAUCACCCAUCCACCAGGGGCCUGUCUUCCAUCACAGUGCCUAUCCGGCUGGAUUCCGUCACCUUCCUGCUCAACCAGGCCCUCCUGGGGGCUUCCGUGCCCAGGAGCCUGAUGCCCCUCUCUGAUGGCCAAGGGCUACUGGUUGGAGGCCAUGGUGGAACUACGCCACAUGCGAUAGGCAGCAGGUGCCAGCCACACUACUGCUGCAGCCCCCAGUGGCCUUGUGCCAAUCCCCUGCAGCCCAGUGGCACCCAGCCACCUUCGGUGGGCUUCUGUGGGUCUGGAUCCAUGGGGCAGAGCAGCACUCGUUCCCAAGAGAUAUCCAGGGGCCGUGCCGAUUGGCAGAACUCCUUUCCAAGAUGGGAUCAGCGUGGGUCUGCCUUGGCUGUGGGGAUAAUUGGGAAACAGGGAGGAAGAAAGAUUUUAUUUGGCCCUUGGGGGGCUGGAAGCCAGGUGGCUUCAAAGGCUCAAACAGCUCCCCUCCAGGAGAAGACAACUCCCCUACCACCUAGCAAAGAUGGCUACUACAACUAUCUCGAGAACCUCUUCACUGACCUGCCCAAGAAGUCUAGCACCGUCUCAGAUCCACGCCUGGAGAGACAGCCCCACGAGGACGCUGCCGAAAGACUCCCCAUUUCCAAACCUGACCUGAUCGCCUGGCUGGAAGCAGGGGAAGAUCCAUGGGUCCCAAAUCUCCAGGCCUCCAAGCAAAUCAGCAUCACAAGAGGCACCUCCACAGGUGACGAGACAAUGAGUGAGAAUGAGGAGGGGAAUCCACAGCAAGAAGGUCCUGAGAACUGCAGGGGAGGUUUCUGA
This is a messenger RNA of Gopherus flavomarginatus (Mexican gopher tortoise), 981 nucleotides long. RefSeq lists its product as uncharacterized. Bases 10 to 981 code for a protein of 323 amino acids. NCBI's taxonomy places the organism in Eukaryota, Metazoa, Chordata, Testudines, Testudinidae. The transcript is spliced from 5 exons. The record is from RefSeq and is a predicted model, not a curated record.